ACUGACGAAAGCCCUAUCCAUCCAACAUCCUCCUCCACACCACACCGCACCAAACUUUCUCAGCUCCGAUCAACGAUGUCGAACUCCGGCGACUUUUAUCACAUCCCCUCCACAUCCCAGCCCCCACCCAGGCCUCCCGGACACGAUCUCCGCCACUAUACGCCGGGCGCCGCCGCCGACCCCCGAGUCCCCCUUCUCAACCUCGCCACCGUCCGCUCCAGAAUGGACUCUCUCCAACGCUUCCUCUCCGAAUCGGUCAAAAACAACACUCUCAUCGGUCAAAACCAGAUGGAUAUGGUCUCCACCGAGAUCUCCUCCGCCAUCAAUCAGAUCAUCGUCAACGGCGCCGCCCUCCUCGCCUGUACUCAGCGCCCUUCUCUCCCUCCUCCCACCGAUCAUACCUCCCCAAACCCUAUCGGAUCAGAAAAUCCGAGCUCGAUAAUCAACGCAGGACCAGAUCUGAAAGUUUCAGAGAAUUUAAGCAGUUUUGAUGUGAAAACUUCCAUGGAUGCGAUGAUUAUGAGCGAGGAAAAAAGUGUGAUGAAUUUGAAGGUGGAGGACGAAGAGAUGAAGGAUGAGAUUGGGAUCGAUGAUUGGGAGAUCAUAGAGCUCGAUGCGGUGGAGCUUCUCGCAGAGCACAUUCAUUUCUGCGAUAUUUGCGGGAAAGGAUUCAAGCGCGAUGCGAAUCUGCGGAUGCACAUGCGAGCCCACGGGAACCAGUUCAAGACGCCGGAGGCUCUGGCGAAACCGGAGAGGUGUUCGUCGGAGUUUAGCCGGAGGAAGACUCGGUUUUCGUGUCCUUUCGUAGGGUGUAAUCGGAACAAAUCGCAUAAAAAGUUCAGGCCAUUGAAAUCAGCGAUUUGCGUGAAGAAUCACUUCAAGAGAAGUCAUUGUCCGAAGAUGUACUCUUGCAAUCGCUGCAACAAGAAGAGCUUCUCGGUGUUGGCUGAUUUGAAAAGCCACUUGAAGCACUGUGGGGAGUCUAAGUGGAAGUGCUCUUGCGGAACGAGCUUCUCGCGGAAGGACAAGUUGUUCGGUCACAUGGCGCUUUUCGAGGGCCACAUGCCGGCGGUGGUGGAGGAGGACGAGAAGCCCAAAGAAGCUUCUGCGGCAGCAGCGGCGAUGGUGGAAGACGAUGAAGAAGAUGAUGAUCGGAUGGUGAAGGAGGCCGAAACCGGGGCUAAUUGUGGGGACAAUGGAUUCUUUGAUGGUUUGCUUGAUGGGUUUGAUUCGAUCGAAGACUAUUGUUUUCAAGAUGUAUUGGAAUCUCCUAAUGGUUUAGGUACUACUGCAAUGAAUCAGUUCUAUAACUUUUGACACAGGUCAGGUAUAUUUCUUGUUUGAUGUGUACCCCUGUCUGAUUGUAUGUUUAGGUAUAUGUAUAAUGUAUAUUUAUUCUUUGUUGAAAGGGGUUCUUUUGAGUCUAUCUUUAUCAUCUCUGAUGUAGUCGCUACUGAUUAAUUUUUGCAAUAAAAGGAUUGAUCUUGUUUAGCU
Camellia sinensis is the source of this 1494-nucleotide messenger RNA. Its product is annotated as protein SENSITIVE TO PROTON RHIZOTOXICITY 1. Gene Ontology annotation, biological process: response to aluminum ion; response to acidic pH. Lineage: Eukaryota; Viridiplantae; Streptophyta; Magnoliopsida; Ericales; Theaceae. The record is from RefSeq and is a predicted model, not a curated record.